Klebsormidium nitens is the source of this 980-nucleotide messenger RNA. Lineage: Eukaryota; Viridiplantae; Streptophyta; Klebsormidiophyceae; Klebsormidiales; Klebsormidiaceae. The record is from the annotation of a GenBank genome assembly.
CUCCCGCGAGGAGCGCGCACGCAUUGCCGCAGCCGGGCCCGGACCAGUACCAGGCAUUGCCCAAGGCAGGCCUGCAGCAGUGCGCGCACCUGCACCCAUUGCCGGUGGUGGCCGUGGGCGCGGUGAACGCGCCAUCAACAACAACGCGUGCGAUAGGGGACGCGACGGGGGCCUUGCACCAGUUCAGCGCCAACGUUCUCGCUCCCCGCCGCGCCUCGAGGUCGCCGCCCACGCCACUCCCGUCGCUAGGGUUGGGAGGAGGGGCACGAGAACGGGUGUUCCAUUUGGAGAGUACAAUGGAGGUGGAGCUGUCAGCUGCAAAUGCGCCAGCACGGGCCCAAUUUGCGACGCGCACUAGGGCUUGGCAACUUGAGUGUACGGAGAAGAAAUGGCGGUCGUCUGAGACGCAGAGGUUGAAGGGCGUCCAUGGCAACAUGCCGCUGAACUUCCUGCCCUGCGACGCCACUUCCACUGCGCGUCUCAGAGGGGGGAAGGACCUGGAGUACGAUCCGUUUCAGGUUUUAGCUGAUCAAGCGAUGCAGGGCCAGUUGCAGCAGGCUCAGGCUACGGCUGCACAAGCACAGCAGCAAGCUGCGGCUGCUGCUGCUACUCAGGCCCAGGCUGUUGCAGCUGCUGCAGGGCGGGUAAAGGCCUCGCCUCCUUCCAAGUGGGAGAAUGAGUGGCCCAUGAUCGAGGAACGCUUGAAGCCUGCACAGUCCACCAAGUUGGUGGCUGGCAAACGUAAGGCGUCCGGAAGUGGCUCCGGGAUGACGUCGAAGGCGCGGCUGUCUGCUGUGCCUUUUCGGACGAGCAGUACGCUCACAACAUGGCGAACCGCCUGUGCCACAACUGCGGGAAGCCAUCCCAUAAUGCAGCAGACUGUACUGAGGAGCCUCAGCAUAGCAGCAACAAUGGAAAGAAAAAGAAGAAGGGUAGAAAGGAUUUUCAGAAACGCUAGGCAGUGCAGGACUGUUGUCUAG